Molecule: messenger RNA, 2363 nt
Organism: Ictalurus punctatus (channel catfish)
Lineage: Eukaryota; Metazoa; Chordata; Actinopteri; Siluriformes; Ictaluridae
Gene: stac3
Product: SH3 and cysteine rich domain 3
Exons: 13
Coding region: 284-1300 (338 amino acids)
Biological process (GO): positive regulation of protein localization to plasma membrane; skeletal muscle contraction; positive regulation of voltage-gated calcium channel activity
Cellular component (GO): extrinsic component of cytoplasmic side of plasma membrane
Molecular function (GO): protein binding
Source: RefSeq, a predicted model, not a curated record
CACCUGUCUGAACCACUCAACAUGACAUACAGCCACACAAACAUACUGUAUGUCUAUUUUAACGAUUAGAACAACUGGUUUAUAGUUCACAUACAGUCAGAGGAGAUAUUUAGUAUUACAACCACCACUGGACUGGACUUUAGGGACUUAAUUAUCUUGCUGUGGUACUUAAAAAAACAAAAAACCCUCAAAAAGCAACACCUUAAUCUGACAGCUGGUUAUUUCCCCAGAAGCCACAGAGUCUGCUUACUACCAAAGUCCAUACAAGAUUAAAUACUACACCAUGGCUCAGUAUGAUCAACUUGAGGAUAAGGACUCUCUGGAUAUCCAUGAUAACCCACCAGUACCUGAUAAUGUGGUCAAAGAGGAUGACAACACUGUAUGUAUUAUUGUAUAUUUUGUGUAUGAUGAAGAGGUAGAGGAAGAAGAGGCUCCCCCUCCCCCGACUCCUGAGCCUGUGGUCCAAGUGAAUGACAGGCCACAUAAGUUUAAGGAUCACUACUGCAAGAAACCCAAGUUCUGCGAUGUCUGUGCUCGAAUGAUUGUCCUCAAUAACAAAUUCGCCCUGCGCUGCAAGAACUGCAAGACCAAUAUUCAUCAUGCAUGUCAAUCCUAUGUGGAGUUCCAGAGAUGCUUUGGCAAAAUACCCCCAGGUUUCAGGCGAGCAUACAGCUCCCCGUUGUAUGAUCAGGAGAUAAAUAACCCUGGCCACCAAAAUCGCAGUGAUCCAGUCUUCGACACUCUGCGAACUGGAGUUAUUAUGGCAAAUAAAGAAAGAAAGAAAAGUUCAGAAGGUAAAAAGAAUAUUAUGAUGAUGAUGAUGGAGGAAGAAGAGGCUCAGCAGCCCAAAGAGGGUGAAGAGGGAGGUGAAGGAAAGCAGGAUGCAGACAAGAAAGACAAGGCGGCUACAGAUGACAAGAAUAAAAAGCAGCAGCAGACCUUUAGUCAGACUCAUUACUACCUGGCACUGUACCGUUUUAAAGCGAUUGAGAAGGAUGACCUGGACUUCCAUCCUGGUGAUCGUAUUACAGUGAUUGAUGAUUCUAAUGAAGAAUGGUGGAGGGGUAAGAUUGGAGAGAAAACAGGUUACCUUCCCAUGACUUACAUCAUCAGGGUGCGUGCAGGAGAGAGAGUGUAUAAGGUGACACGCUCCUUUGUGGGGAACAGAGAGAUGGGUCAGAUCACAUUAAAGAAAGACCAGAUAGUGGUGAAGAAAGGAGAGGAGGUGAAUGGCUAUCUGAAAGUCAGUACAGGCCGUAAACUCGGCUUCUUCCCUGCUGAUCUGCUACAGGAGAUCUAAAAGACAACAUGGCGCUGGAAGAAGGCCAGUGUGCCUACAUCAGCAAAUAACAUAAAUAACAUAAACAACCCAACAAAAUUACGUUUGCGUUUCCCAAAUAUAUAAAAAUGUAGUAGAAAUGAAAAGUUAUGAAAUGAUAAAUCUGAGUAUCUCAAAGUUUUUGAAUCAAAACCAUGUUUGCUACAAUAUGGAUGUGGACAUGAACAUGAUCCAAGCAACCCUUGUCCCUUGGAACACACACAUUAAAUUAAAAUAAAUUAAUAAAAAACACAAUCAAACCAAAAUUUGCCUCUUGUAUAAAUCUGCAUAAAUUCUCUUAGGUACACUAUUAGGUUGUUCCAGGGGUCUUUGAGAACUUCCUUAUACAUACUUUGGCUCUAACUUGCUUCUGUCUCUGUAGGGAAAAUCUGCCUUGAUUACAAUUUUAACAUAAAGUGUCCUGUUACUUAAUAUGGUCCAUUACACAUUACAAGGUUUUUCUGUAACAUUUAUUUUUUAAAUUAAUGUUUGGAACACAAUUUUUCCUACACUACUGGAACAUUAAUGCUCAAGAUAUAAACAACCUUAUAAGAUAAACAUUUAUAUAUACAUUACUGUGCACUGGCUCAUGUUACUGUUGUUUGUUUAGAAAUAUACACUUAUGUAUCUUGAUACUACACUUUAAACAAUAUAUUUAAUAUUCAAAAUUGAGAAGAAAGUAAGUAUGUGCAGAGAAACCAGGAAGAAUUAUAAUUUAUUCUUAAAUGCAUAAUUUAUUUAAUAUUUAAAAUAAAUUAAUUGCCUUAAUUGACAUAAUCACUAUUUGUGGGGAAAAAUCCAUCUUAAUAGUCAUAUUGUGUUGUGAAUGGUAGUUUUGACUAGAUUUUAAGUAUUUGUAACACUCUAAUGACAUUCUGUUAUAUCUAUAUCGUUAUAUCUACUAAGCAUACUCAGGUCCUGAGUUAUUGGAGCCCUGAUUUGGAGUCACAAAAAUCAAUGAUUCAUGGCAGCUUAUCUGCUUAGUUUCAUAUACUAUUCAGAUGCAUUUUCAAUUUCAAAAUAAAGCAGCUAUUUUUGUAUCACA